Molecule: messenger RNA, 3063 nt
Organism: Dunckerocampus dactyliophorus (ringed pipefish)
Lineage: Eukaryota; Metazoa; Chordata; Actinopteri; Syngnathiformes; Syngnathidae
Product: polycomb protein SCMH1-like
Exons: 17
Coding region: 304-2469 (721 amino acids)
Biological process (GO): regulation of DNA-templated transcription
Cellular component (GO): nucleus
Molecular function (GO): protein binding
Source: RefSeq, a predicted model, not a curated record
GGAAGAAAAAAUGGCGGCCAAGGGCUAGCUCCUUAGUGAUGAACACACACGUUAACAAACGACCUAAUGUCGACAACGAAACUCCUCUGAGAUACGGUUGUCUUUUUAGAGGCGGCCCAUCACAACCAUCGCGCUGGCCUCAGGAAAGGUGGUGAGUCGCUUUUUUUGAACGCCCAGUUUGGCGGAAGAAAAAGGCGCACUUCUGUCGUCCGGUGGGGAUAAACAACACUGCACGACGGUUAUGAAGUGCUAACGGUAAACGUCAUUGGCCUGUCUUGAUAUCUUGGUCCAUACCAUUGGAGCAUGAGGAAGCCUAUGCCACAGAAAGCUAUAGAGUGGAAAGAUGCAAGAAGGAUCAAGCACGCCCGCAGUGGACGGCCCGUCCGGGGGCCCUCCCUGUAUCAAGGACAUUUCAGUUGGGAGAAAUACCUAAAAGAGACGGGUGCCAGUGCUGCUCCUACAUCAUGCUUCCGACAGAGCCUCACGCCCCCACUCAAUGAGUUCAAAGCCGGCAUGAAGCUCGAGGCGCAGGAUCCGCGGAACACCACGUCUACUUGCAUUGCCACCGUGGUGGGCCUGACGGGGUCGCGGCUUCGCCUGCGCCUGGACGGCUCGGACAACAAGAAUGACUUCUGGCGCCUGGUGGACUCGUCAGAGAUCCAACCCAUCGGUAACUGUGAGAAGAACGGGGGUAUGCUGCAGCCGCCACUUGGUUUCCGUCUCAACGCAUCAUCCUGGCCCAUGUUUCUACUGAAAACACUAAAUGGAGCUGAGAUGGCACCUCCUCGCAUUUUUCAUAAGCAGGAGCCUCCUGCACCGGAACAGAACUCCUUCCAAGUGGGCAUGAAGCUGGAGGCGGUGGACCGUAAAAACCCUCACUUCAUCUGCCCGGCAACAGUGGGCGCACUGCGCGGAGUGGAGGUGCUGGUCACCUUUGACGGCUGGCGGGGGGCCUUCGACUACUACUGCCGCUACGACUCGAGGGACAUCUUUCCGGUCGGCUGGUGCACGCUCACCGGGGACAACCUGCAGCCACCUGGAACCAAAGCAGUGCUGCCGAAGAGUAUUGGGCCCCUAACAGACGGGUCAGUGGAAAACCAAGCCAUGCACACGCCCCCCAUAGGCGACAAACCUCCCAGUCAGAGGGGGCGCAAACCUGGGCGCAGGAAAACCAAGGGGCCUUGGAAUCAGAAGACUUCUGCGGCGUUAGGACCACCCAGCAUCCAGACGACCAAAGGCCUGGAGCCCAUUAAGAUCCCCAAGAAACGAGGGCCCAAGCCUGGACGUAAGUUGAGUUGGGUAAAGAGAGCAGGCUGGCUGCAAGACACCAUGGCAGGACCUGGCCGGCCAACAGCAGGUCCAGGACGACCCCGCGGCAGAUUGCCGGCCAAUUGGGCCCAGAGGAUAUCCUUGCAACAGGCCCAGGCUUCACCUGUCAAGAUCCCAAAAAAAAGAGGGCCCAAGCCUGGCAGCAAGAGAAAACCUCGCCUGGUACCUAAUGCAGUCCCCACGUCUCCCACCAGCAGCACCCCUGAGCCUGACACCAGCACCGUACCCCUCGACAACGCCACCAUCCCCAAGUCUGCACUACAGGCCCCCACAGUUUGUGUUUACCUAAACAAGUACGGCAAAAUGGGACCCCAUCUGGACCAGUGGCGCAUUCAGAAGCUGCCGGACCACUUUGGUCCAGGUCGGGCGUCCUCUGUGCUUCAGCAGUGCGUCCAGGCUUGCGUGGACUCUGCCCACGACCAGGCCACCGUUUUCUCCUGCCUCAAGCCCGGCCAGGGGGGUGAGGUCAUUUCAGCCUUCUUCAACCAGCAGCAGCACACGCUGACGCUGCCCACCGUCAGCAGCGUCACCUACGUCCUCCGCUUCCUGGAGAAGCUAUGCCACAACCUCCAUUGUGAACCCCUCUUUGGCAGUCAGCCUGUUGCCAAAGGAAGCCUGCACUAUGACGGACGCACCUACGCCGCAGACAGGAGACGUUUGGGAGAUAACCUGACAAAGGGUCCUGGACGAGGCACCAAGAGGCUCCUGCAGAACUCGUACAACAUCCCCCUACCCCCAAAACUGGCCAAGAGCUCCCGUCCUUCAACUGAUGGGGAGUGCGUGGAGAGCAACGUGGUGGCCGCAGCAGCAGAGCACUUAAAGAAGAGCCCCCUCUCCCCGAAGUUUUUGGUGCAAAAGUCGGGUGUGCGCCAUGCCAACUUGUCAGGCUCGGGCAGUUUUCGGGAGAGCCCCAGGCCCAGUGGUCAAGACCCCAACCUUUGGAGCGUAGAGGAAGUCAUGCAGUACAUUCGGGACAUCGACCCUGUGCUGGCGCCGCAUGCCGACCUAUUCAGGAAACAUGAGAUCGACGGCAAGGCACUGCUGUUGCUGCGCAGUGACGUGAUGAUGAAGUACAUGGGCCUGAAGCUGGGCCCCGCCCUCAAGCUCACCUUUCACAUCGACAAGCUCAAACGAGCGUGAUGGGUCAGAACCGGACCCAAUGGGCAGUAUUUGACUCAUGUAACGCCUCCGCCACAUCUUCACACAGCAGCCGCCGUCUUCUCUGGAAUCACAUCCACCUCAUGUAAUGAGGACGCUUCUAUUCAGUAGAACAGUCUAGCCUAAGGCAGCAUGCAUUGUUUUGUUUUACAUAUAAUAUUUCAACUGGCUUUAUUGCGUGGCCUGUUUUUCUACUGUUACAUUUUAUCUUGUACAUUUCACCUUUUUCUACUUGAAAUUCACCUUUUUUAAAAAAGCUAAAUGAUGAAAUCACUACAUUCAUCCCAAUAAAUGGGAAUGCUUCAAACGAUUGUCUCUGUUUGAGGCACACACAACUACAAUAUGAAUUAAGGUGAGAAUAAUCACAUUUUUAUGACUAAAUAAUCAUUUUUAAAAAGAUUCUUGAGAAUACUGCCACGAGAAAGUUUUUCUUGUUAUGGAUGUCGUUUACAACGUCUUCACUUUUGUUAUUUGUACUUUUUACAGUUGUUUUUGAUACGAUGUCAUCAGAGUUCCUACCUGAAGAGAACUAUCAUGUGUAACACUGUUCAAUACAUUUAGAAUGGUGGAACUUUU